UUGCCACCCACCAAAACUGCCAUAGAGCGCGAGUCAACUUCUUCAUCCACUUUGUUUGAUUCGUUCUGUUUCCGCGGCAGCGUUAUGAAGAAGCGAACGCAGCGGUUCAAACGAGUCGCUAAACCGGGAUUUCCGGUUCCACCAACCGAACCGGCGGAGAAAACUCGGCGUUCCAAAUCAGUGAAGCUGAGCGCUAAACCCGAGUCAUCAGAAUCAGACAUAUCUUCCAAAAAGAUGGAAACUUUGCCCCGCGAUUUCUUUCAAAUCGAUGCGUUGGACCUUGCCCCUCGUUUGCUUGGUAAGUUUCUUCGCAGAGACGACGUCGUUCUUCAGAUUACUGAGGUUGAAGCAUAUAGACCAAAUGAUUCAGCUUGUCAUGGUAGGUUUGGAAUUACUCCAAGAACUGCCCCUGUUUUUGGACCAGGUGGGAAUGCGUAUGUUUAUCUUUGCUAUGGUCUCCACAUAAUGCUGAAUGUUGUUGCUGACAAGGAAGGAGUUGGUGCUGCUGUUUUGAUACGUUCUUGUGCUCCCAUUAGUGGAUUGGAUGUCAUUCAACAGCGCCGAGGUCAGAAGACUGAGAAACCUAUACUUCUUACCGGUCCUGGAAAGGUUGGUCAGGCACUGGCUCUUUCAACGGAAUGGUCCAACCAUUCUCUUUAUACUCCUGGUGGUUUGGAACUCUUAGAUGGUCCAGAGCCAGAAAACAUACUGGUAGGUCCACGUGUUGGUAUCCAAUACGCUUUGCCAGAGCAUGUCAACGCUUUGUGGAGAUUUGCCAUUGCGGGUACCCCUUGGAUUAGUGCUCCAAGAAACACUCUCAGGCCACCAUUAUAGCGAAGCAGUAAUUUGAUGGAGAUAAGUCGCUGGGUGAGAUUGAUAGUUAGCAGAUUACGUAAAUUUCCAACGUGUAGUCGGAAAUUUCUACAAUAUUCCUGUUUCCCCCACUUUUUCAUAUAUCCUUCAAGUAAAAAUCAAACAUCAAUGCUUAUAUAGUAAUAUGUAA
Messenger RNA from Gastrolobium bilobum, 1003 nucleotides. RefSeq names its product DNA-3-methyladenine glycosylase. Gene Ontology annotation, molecular function: DNA binding; alkylbase DNA N-glycosylase activity. The transcript is spliced from 6 exons. Gene Ontology annotation, biological process: base-excision repair. The record is from RefSeq and is a predicted model, not a curated record. NCBI's taxonomy places the organism in Eukaryota, Viridiplantae, Streptophyta, Magnoliopsida, Fabales, Fabaceae. Bases 85 to 834 code for a protein of 249 amino acids.